AUGGCCCGCUUUACGAUUGUUAAAGCCCUACCGGCGCUUCUGGCCUUCAUCCAGACGGCAUCAAGCACACCCCUGACCUUCUCAACAUUGUAUCCUCGUAACGACUCUCAGAUCAUUUGGCCGACAGAGGUUUCUAGUCUGGUGCACGACAAGACCUGGACUAGCUUUGCGGAAAAGACGACGCGUUGGUCGUCCUACAAGGCCCCUACCUUUGACGAGGUUUUCCUUCCCGAAACCGAGGAGCAGCUCUCCCUUGCUCUUGAGUACAUGUCAGGUAACAACAUGACCUGGCUGGCUAAGUCUGGAGGUCACGGAUACGCGCCGUCUCUCCACGCCAUCCAAGACGCCGUUUUGAUCAACUUAGAGAACUUCAACUACGUCAAGAUAGAAGACAGCACAGCUGUUGUGGGAACUGGUGUCCGUUUCAGCGACCUGAUCAAUACCGUAGGGGCCGCCGGACGUGAGCUGACCGUGGGGUCAUGCCCGUGUGUGGGGUCAACGGGCGCCAUGUUGGGUGGUGGUCUCGGACGUCUUCAGGGCCUACACGGCAUGACUAGCGACGCCCUCCGCAAGGUCCGCAUGGCCCUGUGGAACGGCACCAUUAUCGAGGCUUCCAACGACGUCAACUCUGAUCUUUUCUGGGGAAUCAGGGGAUCUGGCCAGAACUACGGCAUCGUUAUCGAGUCGACGUACGAGACCUGGCCGGCGACGAAUGGAGGACAGCACUACAGCGCGGACUUGGUCUUUACCAAGGAUUCCGUGCAACGGGUAAUGGAGGUCACGAACGAGCUCACUGCGGAUGGUCUAGACGAGAAGCUGGCCGUUCUGAUGUUCUUCGCAUUGGAUGCUACCACAUCUCAGAUCACAGUCAUCGUAAACCUGGUCUACUCCGGGCCAGAGGAGGAGGGCAAGAAGUACACAGAGCGCUUCUCCCCUUUCAGCGUUGACCUUCAAGAGAACAUGCUGAGCUGGGAAGAGCUGCCUACGAAGACGGUCCACGGUCUCAUUCCGCAGUCCUGCGCGACAGGACCGCGCUACAACCUGCGCGCCCUGAACACCAAGGUCCUUAACCCGACCACCUGGGUCAACUUCACCGACGCGUUCGAGACGUUCUUGGUGGCAAACCCCCUCGCAGCCGGAUCGGCUAUGAUGAUCGAGACGUUCCCGGUGCAGGGAGUCAAGGCGCUUCCCGACGACUACUCGGCUUUCCCCCACCGCGACCAUUUUGAGAACGUGAUUGAGUCCAUCGGCUCGUAUACGGAUGACUCCGUUGCGGACGCUGUGAACGACUUCUUCCAGGAGUGGCGCGACAGAUUUGCUGAGCCUGCCUCUUCCGGCUACGACAAGCUUUACGUCUACCAGAACUAUGCCAACGAGGACGAGCCUCUUUCGGCUCUGUACGGGUACGACGAGUGGCGCCAUGAGCGUUUGACCAGCUUGAAGAACAAAUUUGAUCCUCUGGGCUUUUUCAAUGGAUACCACCCUGUUCCUUCCACCGCGGCGGACUGGAGCUAG
Colletotrichum godetiae is the source of this 1515-nucleotide messenger RNA. RefSeq lists its product as uncharacterized. The record is from RefSeq and is a predicted model, not a curated record. NCBI's taxonomy places the organism in Eukaryota, Fungi, Ascomycota, Sordariomycetes, Glomerellales, Glomerellaceae. Gene Ontology annotation, molecular function: FAD binding. The transcript has 4 exons. Bases 1 to 1515 code for a protein of 504 amino acids.